Messenger RNA from Limanda limanda (common dab), 2968 nucleotides. Its product is annotated as gamma-tubulin complex component 2-like. Lineage: Eukaryota; Metazoa; Chordata; Actinopteri; Pleuronectiformes; Pleuronectidae. Gene Ontology annotation, molecular function: microtubule minus-end binding; gamma-tubulin binding. Gene Ontology annotation, biological process: microtubule nucleation; spindle assembly; meiotic cell cycle. The transcript has 18 exons. Gene Ontology annotation, cellular component: spindle pole; centrosome; equatorial microtubule organizing center. Bases 101 to 2737 code for a protein of 878 amino acids. The record is from RefSeq and is a predicted model, not a curated record.
AGAAGGAGAAGGAGAAGAGUUUAACCUGUGGUUGGCGCGCUGCUGUUUGUUGUUGUUUGUUGUUGUUUAGUCGUGCACUCGGCUGACAGCUGCCGGAGUCAUGAGCGAGUACAGGAUCCAUCACGAUGUGGACCAGCUGCUCAGCCUGCUUCAUGUCCGAGGAGGUGAUGGAGCAGAGGGCUACAUAGACUUACUGCAGAAACACAGGACUCCCUAUGUCACCACCACGGUCUCCUCUCACAGCGCCAAGGUCAAAUUAGCAGAGUUCUCUAAAACCCCCGAGGACUUCUUGAGGAAGUAUGAGGAGCUCAAGUCCAAAAACGUCCGUAUUCUCGACCCUUUGGUUUAUCUGCUCUCCAAAUUCUGCGAGGAUAAAGAGAUGCUCCAGUCGCUGCAGAAGAAUGCCAAAGAGAGGGCGGAGUCAUCAGCAAACACGACGUCAACCACCACCACCAGUUACUCUCUGCCUCAGACCAGCACCAAGAUGUCCAUGCAGGAGCUGGAUGAGCUGCGAAAGAAGCUCGGCAACGUGACGGCCAGCUCCACCGCUCCUCUGCCUGCGGAGGUCACACGGAAGAUGCUGAGGGACAAACACAACAAGAAGAACCCCACCCAGCCCAACCCAGUGUUUCCUAACUGGGUGUACGACCGUCCUGCUCUGCUCGGAGACUUCAUCAUCAGCGACGCACCAGCAGGAGAUCCUCCGGUGCCCAUCGGUACCAUGCCCAUGGCCACUCAGGAACUAGCUCUGGUGGAGGAUCUGCUGUUUGUCCUGAUUGGAGUUGAUGGGCAGUACAUUACAGCUCAGCCUGUGCUGGGGAGGCAGAACCGCUCCUUCAUUGUUGACUCGACACUGGACAUGUCCAUCAAAGAGCUGGUUAACAGAAUAUUACCAGUCGCGUCGUAUUACUCCACAAUAACCCGGUUCAUCGAGGAGAAGUCGUCCUUUGAGUACGGCCAGGUGAACCACGCCCUGACAGCGGCGAUGAGGACCCUGAUGAAGGAGUAUCUGAUUCUGGUCACUCAGCUGGAGCAUCUCCAGCGGCAGGGCCUGCUGUCCCUGCAGAAGCUCUGGUUCUACAUCCAGCCCACCAUGAGAACCAUGGAGAUUCUGGCCUGUAUCGCGUCCUCAGUGGAUAAAGGAGAGUGUAUGGGCGGCUUGACACUGAGCCUCCUCCACGACCGAACCUUCAACUUCACUGGAGACAGCCAGGCUCAGGAGCUGUGUCUCUACCUCACUAAAGCAGCCAGCGUUCCUUACUUUGAGAUACUGGAGAAGUGGAUCUACAGAGGCAUCAUCAAGGACCCAUACAGUGAGUUCAUGGUGGAAGAACAUGAGCUGCAGAAAGAGAAGAUUCAGGAGGACUACAACGACAAGUACUGGGAUCAGAGAUACACCAUCGUCCAGCAUCGCAUUCCCUCAUUUCUACAGAAAAUGGCCGACAAAAUAUUAAGCACAGGAAAGUAUCUGAACGUGGUGCGUGAGUGCGGCCGCGACGUGACGUGUCCUGAUGCAAAGGAGGUGCUGUACACUCUGAAGGAGAGGGCGUAUGUGGAGCAGAUCGAGAAAGCUUACAACUACGCCAGCAAAGUCCUGCUGGACUUCCUCAUGGAAGAGAAGGAGCUGGUUUCACGACUCAGGUCCAUCAAGCACUACUUCUUGAUGGACAAAGGCGACUUCUUCGUGCACUUCAUGGACCUGACGGAGGAGGAGCUGAAGAAGCCUGUGGACGACAUCGUCCCCCCGCGACUCGAGGCCCUGCUGGAGCUCGCUCUGAGGAUGAGCACGGCCAACACGGACCCCUUCAAAGACGACCUGAAGAUUGACUUAAUGCCUCAUGAUGUUAUCACGCAGCUGCUGCGGGUGUUGGCCAUCGAGACCAAACAAGAAAGGUCGAUCAUCAAUGCCGACUCAACGGAGACGGGCCUGAGCGGCCUGGAGGCCUUCUCCUUCGACUAUAUUGUCAAGUGGCCACUGUCCCUCAUCAUCAACAGGAAAGCUCUGACGAGGUAUCAGAUGUUGUUCAGACACAUCUUUUAUUGUAAACAUGUGGAGAGGCUGCUGUGCAAUGUCUGGAUUAGCAACAAGGAUUUCAGGAAGUACACGUUGCAUUCAGCCAAAUGGUUUUCUACUGCAUUUGCUCUUCGCCAGCGGAUGUUAAACUUUGUGCAGAACAUUCAGUACUACAUGAUGUUUGAAGUGAUGGAGCCCACCUGGCACAUCAUGGAGACUAACUUGAAAACUGCGUCAAACAUCGAUGACGUGCUCUGCCAUCACACCAGCUUCCUGGACAACUGCCUGAAGGACUGCAUGCUGACCAACCCCGAGCUGCUGCGCAUCUUCUCCAAACUCAUGUCUGUCUGCGUCAUGUUCACAAACUGCAUGCAGCGGUUCACUCAGUUAGAACGUCUCUCUAUGGAGAGGGAGAGCAGGGACAGGCCUCCGACUCAGAGCCCCCCCGCUGAGGAGGCUGAGAAAAAACGAGUGACCAUAAAGCUUUUAGCCGAGCACGUCGACGCCCUCCAGGCCGACACAGGCUUCGAAGCGAAGAUCAGAGAGUUUGAUUCUAACUUCAGCACGUUGCUGCUCGACCUGCUGGACAAGCUGAGCAUCUACAGCACCAACGACUGUGAACACAGCAUGAUCAGCAUCAUCUACAGGCUGGAUUUCAAUGGAUUCUACACGGAGCGUCUGGAGAAGAUGGCCAUCGAACGCAGUCAGAAAGCUGCAGUGUAGCAUGUUCCGCUCACGUGUUCCGAGCGUCACUCAGCGAGACAGAUGUCCUGUCCUCACGUCUUCCAUCUGCUGCAGCUACCGCCCAGAUGUUUACUGUUCCAUGAAACAUGAUUAAGAGUUCUAUGUCCUCAUGUUUGCAGCAUCGUAUCAAAGCUUGUUCGCCAGCCCGUUGUACCUGUACAGUUGUGUGUGUUUGUUUUUGCACAUUAAAACAAGAGUUUACUGAAUGAA